This is a messenger RNA of Zingiber officinale, 528 nucleotides long. Its product is annotated as leucine-rich repeat extensin-like protein 3. Lineage: Eukaryota; Viridiplantae; Streptophyta; Magnoliopsida; Zingiberales; Zingiberaceae. The coding region runs from base 1 to 528 and encodes 175 amino acids. The transcript has a single exon. The record is from RefSeq and is a predicted model, not a curated record.
AUGGACUCGCUAGAGAUCCCUACUAGAGUUGAGCCUAUCAGUCAGGGACAAACUCAAGAUACUAUGGGUGCGUCAGGUUCUCAGACUUUGAUGGUUUCAGAGGUAACUACCCCGACCGUACCACCCGCCACACCCACUCCUACCGUAUUUACGGUACCACCAGCGAUACCACUGGCAUACUCGACACCACCACCACCAGUGCCUACGGCAUAUCAGGCACCACUGCCACCGGUGCCCACUAUAUACGCGGCACCCGCACUAGCAGUAGCAGUUGCUCCACCUCUGGUACCACCACCCACCAUACCUCCUGUCGCGCCCACCUAUGUUGACCCUGCAGUGCCACCAAUGGCACCUGCCUUAGUCUAUGCUGCAGCACCGGGGAUGCCUCCCCCGGACUAUGCAGCGGUACCACCUGUUAUACCAGAUCCAGUGGUUCCGCCAGUUCCUGCAGCCGCCCUUACUCACCUCACUGAUAUAGUCGCGACACGAGCCCGAAUUCCAGCACUGACAGAGUCGAUGAACAGUUGA